AGAUGACCCGCCAUGUCUAUCUUCGAGUAUGACUGUCUACAUCGAUCCUUCUAUGCCGCCAAUUGUAGACUACGUAUUCACGUUGUUGGGAAACGAUAGCAUCUUGUCUGCCGAUCCGCCUACAAAUUCAACAUUCAGCGAGAAUACAACAGUAAAUGUUGACUAUUUUAGUGGUCACGACGGAAUAAACAUGAAUUGUACUUUUGAUAUAAUUAUAAUUGAACUUACACCACCUGAAUGUCCUGCGAAUAUCAUAGUAGAGAGUGACCCCGGAGUAUCAUCAGGUAAUGCAACAUGGGCAUCUGCCACUUCACAACACAGUGAUGACUACCCAAUCUUGUACUCUCCAGAGAAUGGCACUUCGUUCUCUCUCGGAGACCAUAUCGUCACUGCAUAUCUCACAGAUUACCCAAACAUCAACUGUUCAUUCACUGUAACUGUAGUUGAGGAUUUGACACCACCAACCUUUUCAGACAAUCUGACUGUUUUGCCGUUUAACAAUUCCGAAACACCAAAUUGGAUAUUAACUGCUAGUGACAACUCAGGAUUUGUAACUCUGACAUAUUCACCCAGCCUUGGGUCGUAUUUUCCUCUUGGCGAAACGACAGUGACUGUUACAGCCACCGAUAAUGCGAUGCUAACAUCUACGGAGACCUUUAUAGUCAAAGUUACUUCUGACGGCUCACCUGAAACAACGGAUUGUCCUGGGAAUCAGACACACAACGUCGCACCGUCUCAGGUACCUUAUGCAGCAACAUGGUCUAUACCUUCUGUGACAGGACAAGGAUCCAUUACAACUACAAGCGACUAUGAUCCUAAUCAUUUGUUCAACGAAGGCACCACCAAAGUCAUCUACAAGUCCAUAGAUGAUGCUGGCAGGAGCUCCAAAUGCUUUUUCACCAUUAGAAUCAUAAUCACCCCUGAUGGAUCACCACCAGAUAUUGUAUCUUGUCCUGAAGAUAUAAGUAAGACUGAGCCUGCUGGAACAGUAGAGGUUUCGGUAACUUGGGAUGAGCCCGUCUUCAACGAUGCCGUUAGUGGUACCGAACUCUUCAUCCAACAGUCUAAGCAAUCUGGAUCAAAAUUCCCUGUUGGUUCAACCGAGGUCUUCUAUUCUGCCAUGGAUGGCAACUUCAAUGCAGCGUACUGUAUGUUUAACGUGACUAUAAACUUGAUGAAAGACAAUGAUUCACCUAAUAUCACUGGUUGUCCUGACAACUUUACACAUUGGGUACCUGCUGGGGAGUCGAUGGCCACCGUUUCUUGGAUAGCCCCAAAUAUCACGGACAAUUCUAAUUUCACCGUUCAAGUUUCUCCUGAACCAGGAGAUUCAUUUACAGUUGGAACUGACACUGUCGUGUCCUACACUGCUACAGAUGUUAACAAUAAUGUUGCAUCUUGUAUCUUUACUGUAUCUGUCACAGAGGAUAGUGAGAAACCUGUGAUUCAAUGUCCGGAUAAUAUUACCAUUAUUGUGACUCCUGAUAUUACAAGUCAAGAUGUAACAUGGUCGAUUCCACUUGCAAAUGACAACUCUGGUGAUGUCACCGUAACCACAAGCCCACUAUCUGGCUCAACAUUUACUCCGUCGGUGUCAGCGCCUGUGACUGUCACGGCUGUUGACGCCUACGGAAAUAUUGAUACCUGUACCUUUCUUGUGAAAGUUCUUCAUGAUGUUAGUCCAGUCCUAACUUGUCCCGAUGUCACUGUGAACACCGACGAUGGUCUAAGGACAGCAACAGUCACGUGGCCAGAUGUAGUUAUUACCGAUGACUAUACAAAUGUUUCAGCGCUCAUGAUCACUAGAUCACACGGAACAAUGAUAACCAACAUGGCGUAUGCUGAUGACCCAGUAACCGUCACAAUAACAGCUGAAGAUGAACGUGGUAACAUAGGAACAUGUUCGUUCUUAGUUGAUGUUGUAGACGAUGAGAAACCAGUGUGGUCAUCGUGUCCCAGCAACAUGACAGUAAUGGCUAUUGUUGGAACAAACUUCCAGAAUGUGUCUUGGACACAGCCAACUGUCACCGAUAACUCGGGAAAUGAUCCAAUCAGGAGUAAUAAUCCGCGAUCUUCCCAGCUCUUCUCUGGGGGUACUUGGCCUUUGGUCUACACAGCUACCGAUGAUUCUGGCAAUGUUGGAACUUGCGAAUUCUUUGUCACUGUCACCGUUGACGAUGAUGUACCUGUAUUUUCCAAUUGUCCAUUGGCUGAUCUUCGAGUAAACUCUGAGCCAAACAGCAAUUCGGUCGUGGUUGACUGGGGUGAGAUCCUUGCUACAGACGACUCUGGAAACCCUACAAUAACAUCGAACUUUGCAAGGAAUCAACGUCUUGAAAUCGGUUCCUAUAAUAUUGAGUACCAAGCCAUAGAUAUCCAUGGCAAUAUAGGAUACUGUAGAUUCACCGUUCAGGUAGUUGAUGGUGAUGCCCCAGGAUUUAAUGGAUGUCCCGAUAAUAUUGAAGUAUUCAUAAUGGCCUCACAGCCUGAUGUCAUUGUUACAUGGGAAGAACCAACAUUUACGGACAACUCGAUUCAGGGUUCAGCAACAGCAACACGGUCACCCAGCAGCCCUGCUCCAGGAUCUCGACUGUCUGCUGGUAUCCAUCGAAUUGAAUAUAUAGCUAUGGAUGACGCGGGAAAUACCGCCUCAACCUGUUCAUUUACUGUUGAGGUCGUAGUAGAGACAGAUACCAUUGAACUGGAUGGAUCACUUCUCCUUGAUGUUGUACGUGGGAUUGAUGGACAGUUCAGCCUGACAACAACGCGACUAGAGUUCCUCAGAAAUGACCUUGAUGAUCUCUUCAGAAUCUCCUCCAGCUUAGCUCCACAAUUUGUUGGUAUUGAAAUCCAAGUAUCAACAUUUGACGUCUCGAAUAACUUACUGGCCCAAUUCCGUUUACAUCUCAAAAACCCGUCGUACUACAAUGAAGAAGAAGUAAAGCAAGCUUUUGAAUCAGCUCUCACUGGUGGAAGAGACUUCGCCACGACAAAUACAUAUGUACCAGGGUCGUUUGAUCUCAAUGUGAGAGAAUUUCGCGGCCAUAUUACCUUGUUUAGGAUUGUGUCAUCCUCUCCGAAUGAAGUGGAUUUCUUUACAUGCUGUAACAAUCCAUCAAGCUCUUCAUAUACUGAUUUGGAAGACAAAGUAAACCCGGGACUAUGGACAACCUUUUCCCGGUUGGUGAACUUCAAGAUGGUUAAAGCCUUACGGUUUAGAGCUGGAAGUGUCAUUGUACCUUACACAAUCACAUUGGGCACUCAGGGGGGUUCAACAGCAACCACUGCACAUGCCGAUACUUUCCUCGACAAUUCUGUUGAUGAAACUUCCCUGGAGUGGAUGCCAGGUGGACUGUCAUCAGGCCUGUUCCUCUCAGGCCUAUCAUCACCUGACCUCAUUCCUAUCACAGAGGUCUGCCCAUUAUCAUUUAUCUGUUCAAACGGAGGAACUUGUACUGUCUUAAAUUCGACUUUUGUUUACGAUCACGAAUGCAGCUGCCCCUCUGGGACAUCAGGAGAUACUUGUGAAAAUACACAAGUUGUUCUAAGCAGGGAAGUGAUCAUAGGAAUUGUUGCAGGGGUAGUUGCUUUCCUCAUUCUUCUCCUCUUCGUAUGCUGCUGCUGCUUCUUCAUCUUAUCUGGACCAAGAAAAUACGAGGAUCCCGAGUAUGGUCGUAAAGCAGCUCCACUAAUGCUCAUGCCAAGGGAUGACUUCAUUUAUCCUCCACCUCCAAUCAUGGAUCGUCCUGGUCCAAUAAUCACCGAAAUGGAAGAGGGCUAUGACGGACCACACUUCAUUCAUAAUGGGGAUGAUUACCGCCCUCCUCCGCCUUUUCCACUUGCCAUCGAACCUCCACCCCAGCUCCAAAUCCCUCGACCAGUCACACUCGGCCCACAAUUUCAGCACGACUAUCUACAUGUAGAGCCUUACGCACAACCUCGUCGAGAGACCUCUCGCAGGAAUCGCUUCCAAGAUAUGCUUCAAGAUCGUCUUCCACGUGGUCGGCGUAGCCGUAGAGAUCAUGAGGGACGCCAUCACCAGCGUGAUGAUAUGCCGGAAAGGGUGGAUGAUAUGAAGCAGAGGCUUUUUCGAGAAUUCAAUUACUAGACGAAAACCUAACAAGUGAUUCAGGAUGGAAGGCUAAUUGCUCUUACAUCAUUCUCUAAUUUUUGUCUUACCUGAACGAAGUUCGGCAGAGACCUAGUGAUCACUAUUCCUUGUUUAUCUGUGGGUCUGUUGGUUUUUUUUUUUUGUUUAAUGGAAAUUCAUUUAUUUUACAAUUAUUUUAUUAUCCAAGAGAUAUCACAAUCAACAGGUUUUAUUAUUGUACAUACAUGUUUUCAUCCCAGUUACAAAGGCUACGCACAUUUUUUUUUAUAAUGGAUUUAUAUCAAAAUGAAAUAUAUUGAUUCCUUAUUCUAUAUUUUGCAUUCUACUGUAAUCUCUUCUAAUAUACCCUUAUGUAAUAAAUUUACUCUCUAUACAUUGGAUAUUCACAUGUGUGUAUUUGGUGGUGGAAAAAAAUAUUUUAAGAAUUAUAUGAUGUAGGAAAUCAAACGCAUGUAAUGGGAAGUAUUAUAGUAGCAUUCUUUUAAGAGAAAUCUGUGUUUAAAGAGGCCUUGCAUUGUGUAUUUCAUAGUCCCCAUGAAAUAUUGCACUCAGGUCUAAUUACAUCAACUGGCCCAACAAUAUCUUGGGUUGUUUCUAAUGUAUUCUAAUGUAGUUGGUGGUUGGGAUUUAUAAUAUUACAGGUAUAAUGUGAAGUGAAGUUGUUAUUGUACAGUGUACUUUAUUAAUGCAUAUAUCAUAUGGCACAAAUCAAAGCAAAAAAAAAAAAUUUGAGAGGGUAAUGAUGAAAGGGUAAAUCGCUGUCAUAAACCUUUAUUUUGCAACAAAAUGUCUUUAGCAACCAAUGUGAAUGGUGAAGAGUAAUUGCUAGAAAGAGGGGAAACAAAUACUCCAAUAGACAUUUUUAGGAGUUGUGUUCAAGCAUAAUGAUUUAAUUUAGGCUAUGAUUUCUUGAACAACAGCAAUGAACUUAAGUUACAUAUUUUCAAUUUAUAUAUCAAGAUUAUCAAAGGAAAACUUGAGAUACUUCAUAAAACAUUCAAAUUGGAAUUCCAUUCAAGGGCUUUUGCCUGAACGAAGUUCGGCAGAGACCUAAUUGAUCACUUUUCCUGAUAAUCUGUGGGUCUUUUUUUUUCUGUUUAAUGGAAAUUCAUUUAUUUUACAUUUAUUUUAUUAUCCAAGUGAUAUCACUAUCAAAAGGUUUUAUUAUUGUACAUGUGUUUUCAUCCCAGUUAGAUAGGCUAAGUACAUUUUUUUAUAAUGGAUUUAUAUCAAAAUGAAAUAUAUUGAUUCCCUAUUCUAUAUUUUGCAUUCUACUGUAAUCUCUUCUAAUAUACCCUUAUGUAAUAAAUUUACUCUGUAUACAUUGGAUAUUACACGUAUUUGGUGGUGGAAAAAAUAUUUUAAGAAUUAUAUGAUGUAGGAAAUCAAACGCGUGUAAUGGGAUGUGUUAUAGUAGCAUUCUUUUAAGAGAAAUCUGUGUUUAAAGAGGCCUUGCAUUGUGUAUUUCAUAGAGUCCCCAUGAAAUAUUGCACACGGGUCUAAUUACAUCAACUGGCCCAACAAUUUCUUGGGUUGUUUCUAAUGUAUUCUAAUGUAGUUGGUGGUUGGGAUUUAUAAUAUUACAGGUAUAAUGUGAAGUGAAGUUGUAAUUGUACUUUAUUAAUGCAUCUAUCAUAUGGCACAAAUUAAAGCCAAAAAAAGUAUUUUUAGGGGGUAAUGAUGAAAGGGUAAAUCGCUGUCAUAAACCUUUAUUUUUCAACGAAAUGUCUUUAGCAACCAAUGUGAAUGGUGAAGAGGAAUUGCUAGGAACAGGGAAACAAAUACUCCAAUAGACAUUUUUAGGAGUUGGGUUCAAGCAUAAUGAUUUAAUUUAGGCUAUGAUUUCUUGAACAACAGCAAUGAACUUAAGUUACAUAUUUUCAAUUUAUAUAUAUUAUCAAAGGAAAACUUGAGAUACUUCAUAAAACAUUCAAAUUGGAAUUCCAUUCACUGUAGGUAUAGAUCAAGGGCUUUUGAAGAGAGAAAGCAUGUGUGUGAAUGACAUCUUUUUCUCCCCCUAAUCAUCAAUUCUGAUGGAAGCACAUAAAAUAACAGGUAUAAUAUGAUAUACUUGCUCACUUGUGCAAACAAAUGAAUAUUUUCUUAAGUCCAUUUGUAUUUUCUACUUAAACGUUGACUUCCUAAGUCAAUAAACACACUUUUGGAUACACUUA
Molecule: messenger RNA, 6285 nt
Organism: Lytechinus pictus (painted urchin)
Lineage: Eukaryota; Metazoa; Echinodermata; Echinoidea; Temnopleuroida; Toxopneustidae
Product: hyalin-like
Exons: 22
Coding region: 29-4108 (1359 amino acids)
Source: RefSeq, a predicted model, not a curated record